UUGUAAUUAGUGAAAAAACCAAAAUAUUUAGGAAUCCGUAAAGACAAACACCUUCGUUGCUUCAUUCACUUGCACCCUUUUUCUGAGAAAAUAAGUGUGUCCAUGGCGAACCAGGCCGCAGCUGCUUCUUCCUCUUCUUCUGCUCCUUUGGAAGAAGAUGAGGAGUUGUUGUACGGAGCCGAAUCAGGUUGGGUAGAGGCGAAGACCACCUGCGAUCACUUGCCUUCCCUCUCCUCCGAUCUCGCUCAUAUCCCCACACCUCAUACUCCUUGCCACACGUGCCAACACCCAAAAGAGAAUUGGCUGUGUUUGUGCUGCAAGGAGGUAUUGUGUAGCCGUUUUGUGAACAAGCACAUGCUCAAUCAUUACCACCAAACACACCAUUCUCUUGUACUUAGCUACAGUGAUUUAUCAGUUUGGUGCUUCUCCUGUGAGGCCUACUUGGAUGCACAGUUGAUCCAGCAACUGCGGCCAGUCCAUGAAACAGCAUAUCUACUGAAGUUCGGCGAGGCUCCUCCCUUUAGAUCGGUUUGAAGACAGGAAUGGACAAUAAUCAGAGCAGGGUUCAUGGAGGUUGUUGCUUUGUUUUGACCAUUUAGCUUUGUUAGAAUCAAAAUGUGUACCUUCGUUUAAGUACAUUUGAACAUUGUUGCCUAUCUAUAGGUUUCUAUCCUUGUUUCAACUGCCUUUAUGAAAAACUGGAGGAAUUACUACCACUUCAAUGAAAUGUCUAUAUAUAUAGUAAUUUACAAAA
Molecule: messenger RNA, 754 nt
Organism: Cannabis sativa
Lineage: Eukaryota; Viridiplantae; Streptophyta; Magnoliopsida; Rosales; Cannabaceae
Exons: 4
Coding region: 103-534 (143 amino acids)
Molecular function (GO): zinc ion binding
Source: RefSeq, a predicted model, not a curated record